AUGGCAAACAGUCGCAGGAAACAACCAACAAAGUCAUACCAGGAGGAAAGCUCCCAGUCAGAUGAACAAUCUACUAGCAGUGACAAUGAAGAUUGUGUGGUAGAGGCAAUUUUGAAGGAUAAGGUGAUGAAUGGUGUGCAGAAAUAUUAUGUCAGAUGGGAAGGCUAUGGCCCUAAGGAUGACAGCUGGGUUGCUGUUCAUGACCUAAACUCUCCAGCAUUGCUUGAAGAGUAUGAACAGAAGAAACAAGCAUCAGAGCAAAGCAAAGGAAAAGGAAAAGGAAAAGGAAAAGGAAAAGAAAAAGGAAAAGGAAAAGAAAAAGAGAAAGAGAAAGAGAAAAUGAAGAACCAGAGCACACAUAGCAAGACCAAGGAAUCCUCUACUGAAGAGGAUGAGAAGAUACAGGGCGAGGAGAUCAGCCAUGUCUCAGCAGGGACUUAUGGUCAAUGGGAGGAGAGAGUUGAUAAGGUGGACACCAUCCAACUGGAGAAUGGUUCACACAUGGUAUACUUUACUCUCAAAAAUGGGAAUUCUGCCAAACAAAUCCUUGGCAUUUGCAGGCAAAAGAUGCCUCAGAAGCUUUUGGAUUUCUGUCUAAGCAACAUGAAAUGGGAGAACAUUGAAGGGGCUGCAAUUGGGAGUUCAUCAGGAUCCUAG
This is a messenger RNA of Fomitopsis serialis, 657 nucleotides long. RefSeq lists its product as uncharacterized. Gene Ontology annotation, cellular component: nucleus; pericentric heterochromatin. Gene Ontology annotation, molecular function: chromatin binding. The record is from RefSeq and is a predicted model, not a curated record. Gene Ontology annotation, biological process: negative regulation of transcription by RNA polymerase II; chromatin organization. Lineage: Eukaryota; Fungi; Basidiomycota; Agaricomycetes; Polyporales; Fomitopsidaceae. The coding region runs from base 1 to 657 and encodes 218 amino acids. The transcript is spliced from 7 exons.